AUGGAUGAAGUUCACAACGAGCCAGUGCAUUCACGAAUGAAGCCAUCAAAGGCCGCACGCGUGGAAUUUAAUGAUAGACUCACAGCAGAGGUGCAAAAACGACCAGUGCUGUGGGACUGCUGCAGACCCGGCUACAAACACCAGCGCAAGAAGAUGACGGCACGGGAAGAGGUGGCAGCCGAGUGUGGACAUGACCCGGACGGAUUAUAUGAUCAAGCGCGCAGAAAGUUGGACAAGUCACAGUACACUUCAGACCUCGGGAGCGACUCCGAACCACCACAAAAGAGAAGACGAACCCCAGCUGUAGUGUGGGAACCUUGCCAGUCGUCUGACAGCCAGCACUCUGAAGAUUUGCCACCGCCACCAGUGCCAGCUAACUUUCCCCAGGCUACCUUCCCUGCAUUGCCUUGCGCAUCUGCAUCGGUUGCGUCACCUAUGCCAGGGACCUCACCCAUACCAGCUUCCUCGCCUCUGCCAGUGGCGCCACGUUUGUCAGCUGCCCCACCUUUGUCAGCUGCCCCACCUUUGUCAGCUGCCCCACCUUUGCCAGCUGCCCCACCUUUGUCAGCUGCCCCACCUUUGCCAGCUGCCCCACCUUUGCCAACUGCCCCACCUUUGCCAGCCGUACCCCCAGCGCCAGUCGUACCAUCUUUGCCAGCUGCUUCACCUGCCCCAGCCACAUUACCACCACAUGAAUUUCAGUCUCAGGUACUCCGGCUGCUAAACAUUGUGAGGCUGACUGCACAGGAAAUUUUGAGCAAUCUGGAUGCCUGUAUGGCUCAAGGCAAGGUGACCUCUGCACCCGCUCUACUAGUGCAGCAGCCAUUUGAGACGGUGGAUGCGCUGCUGAACUUUGAAGCAUCACUUGGUCCAGAGGAUGUUAAUGUCUUGAUCAACGAACUUGUGCAACUUGGGGGUAGAAACCCAAAUGCGGCAGUUAAGCGUAUGCUUGCUUACCUCUUUGCCGAUAAGCUGGUUGCUGAAUACUCGUGGCAUGGGAAGAAAGGAAAAAGGAAGUUCUCUGAUCUUCGACUGUUUGGGACAGUGGAGCGUGCCAUUGCAGUUGUCGGAUGCGUGUUCCUGUUCGCCACAUUUCGCACAGCUGCUGUCAGAAAGCGCUUCCCACAAAGUACACGAGAUGAUGUCGAGUCAACCACUAAAUCAUGGCUUCGUCAUGCUCCUGAGAGGACUAAUGGAAGAGAUGGGGCCAGAGAUACGUGAAGGUGAGGACAGAAUGGCGAAGUGUUCUAAUGCUAGUU
Molecule: messenger RNA, 1259 nt
Organism: Dermacentor silvarum
Lineage: Eukaryota; Metazoa; Arthropoda; Arachnida; Ixodida; Ixodidae
Product: translation initiation factor IF-2-like
Exons: 7
Coding region: 1-1221 (406 amino acids)
Source: RefSeq, a predicted model, not a curated record